AUGUGCACCAUUCCCGACGUUACAGAUACGUGUGGUUUCUGCGACUUCACAGUCGAGAUUGCGAGACCAAAGGCGUUCGAGAGGUUGAGCGUCGUAAUUGGCUUUGUUACAAAUGCAGCAGAGAUCCCAGCAAAAACAUUCUCCCACAUAGGGCCUAUUCGAAGAGGCGAUCUAUUCUUUGUGGAGGUGGACCUAAAUAAUGAUCGACUGAGAUAUUUCUCAAGUAAAGAUUAA
Molecule: messenger RNA, 234 nt
Organism: Fusarium venenatum
Lineage: Eukaryota; Fungi; Ascomycota; Sordariomycetes; Hypocreales; Nectriaceae
Source: RefSeq, a predicted model, not a curated record